Molecule: messenger RNA, 1173 nt
Organism: Cylas formicarius (sweet potato weevil)
Lineage: Eukaryota; Metazoa; Arthropoda; Insecta; Coleoptera; Brentidae
Product: venom serine protease-like
Exons: 6
Coding region: 1-1173 (390 amino acids)
Biological process (GO): proteolysis
Molecular function (GO): serine-type endopeptidase activity
Source: RefSeq, a predicted model, not a curated record
AUGCACGCAGCAGUCGAUCCGAACUGCGACAUGUAUCAGGUAAUGAUAAUCGGGAAGGAGUACUACAUCCAUAACAAAGAAUACCCUCAAAACUACAGCCGAGGUUCAUCGUGUAGAUGGGUGGUGAAAAGUGAUAUCGGUACCAAAAUUGUCUUGUCCUGUACCGAUGUCUUAUUGCCCAAGGUUGGUUGCUCGAGCAAUCGUGGGUCCGGUAAUGAGGUUGCCCUUCUUCCGAUCAGGAAAUGGGAUGGGGUUAAAACGUCCAAGUCAGAAGGAUCAGAGGACAUCGGAGUGAGAGGACCAACGCUGCGUGAUCGUACGACCCGCACGUACAAUUUCCAACGCUGCGCCGCGCUCGCCGAUAAACUCCACGGCACCCCAACGACGACCUUCAAACAAUGCUUUGUGCACCGCGCCGCUCCGCCUUGUCCCAGCUGCGCUUUUUUGCUUGCCGGCGCUACAAUCCUUGGAGGACAAGAAACGGGCGUCAACGAGUACCCUUCGAUGGCGGGGCUGGUAAAUCUGAACCCUUUCAUCAUAAUUUGCGGGGCUAGCAUAAUCUCUGAAUUUUUCGUGUUGACCGCCGGUCAUUGCGUCUACAAUAGAGAUCGCAGCACGUUUUCGGUUUUAGUGGGCGGGCACAACAUCACUUCAGGAACCACCCCUUAUUCGAAGAUUUAUAAUGUUAACACCUACGAAAUCUUCCCCAACUUCAGUCUAAUUAAUACGGUGAUAGAUGACAUCGCGAUCAUUAAAACUCAAAACCAAAUAGUGUUUAGUUUAUAUAUCGGUCCCAUAUGCUUACCAUUUCGGUACAAAACCUCCGAUUUCGUUGGUCAACUUGUUACGGCAUUGGGAUGGGGUAGCCUGAACGUUUCCGAUAGCCAAUCGGACGUGCUAAGGAAGACAAGUCUCACUGUAAUUUCAAACCAGCAGCGCGCCCGGGACCAGACUGAGAAUAUCAACAACAAUCAUAUAUGUACAUUUACUCUGAGACAUCGCGAGUGCGCUGGUGAUUCUGGAGGCCCGUUGCUGUGGAUGGAUCCGAGCACUCAAAGGUUGCAUCUUAUCGGGAUCAUAUCCCACGGGCUCGACUGCAAUAUCGACAGUCCCUCAAUUAACACCAGGGUUACUUCGUAUUUGGAUUGGAUCGUUGCCAGAACUGGUAUGUAA